Messenger RNA from Scatophagus argus, 1666 nucleotides. RefSeq names its product phosphoethanolamine methyltransferase (gene pmt). The transcript is spliced from 12 exons. The record is from RefSeq and is a predicted model, not a curated record. NCBI's taxonomy places the organism in Eukaryota, Metazoa, Chordata, Actinopteri, Scatophagidae. The coding region runs from base 146 to 1621 and encodes 491 amino acids.
CCCACACAGGCUGAAACCUCCACUCUGACAGAGAGGGGUUGCUUACAGUAACCUUUUAUAUAUAUAUAAUUAAGACAUUAAUUGCCAGAUUAGGUAGCUAUUGGAGGCUAAUUUAUAAAUAAGGAUAAAUCAGCUAAAGACCAUCAUGGAAAAAGCUCGUAGAAACAUGACAGAGUUUUGGAAGGAGCACUCAAAGGGCGCCACAGUAGAGGAGAUGAUGCUGGACUCUCGUGCCAAGGAGCUGACCCAGCAGGAGCUUCCUGAGAUCCUGUCCAUGCUGCCCUGCCUGGCUGGAUACAAAGUGCUGGAGCUGGGAGCUGGCAUUGGUCGUUACACCCGCCACCUGCUGACCGUGGCCGACCAUGUGACUGCCGUGGACUUCAUGGAAAGCUUUGUGGAGAGGAACAGGCAGGACAACGGUCACCACAGUAACGUCACCUUCAUGCAAGCUGACGUCACAAAGCUGGAAGUCCCCCCGAACAGCAUUGACUUCAUCUUCUCCAACUGGCUGCUGAUGUACGUGAGUGACGAGGAGCUGAAGUCCCUUAUGGAGAAGAUGCUGGGCUGGCUGCGACCCGGUGGCUUUCUUUUCUUCAGAGAGUCCUGCAACCACCGGUCAGGUGACUCCAAGAGGGACUUCAACCCUACCUGCUACCGCACUGACGCACAGUACAGCCACCUGGUAUCGUCAAUAGAAGAAGGGCCAGAGGGGGGCCAAAAGUUUGGCUUUGACAUUGUGUUAAAAAAGAACGUGAAGACCUACAUUGAGAUGAAAAACAACCCAAACCAGAUGUGCUGGCUGCUGGAGAAGGUUCCCCGCUCCUCAAACACCCAGAACGGUUUCAGCACCUUCCAGCAGUUCCUGGACAACCAGCAGUACACCAGCCGUGGCAUUCUGCGCUACGAGAAGAUGUUCGGGGCCGGUUACGUCAGCACAGGGGGGUUUAACACCACAAAGGAGUUUGUGGACCUCCUGAACCUGAAGCCAGGGCAGAAGGUUCUUGAUGUUGGCUGUGGCAUCGGCGGAGGAGACUUCUACAUGGCAAAGACCUUUGGAGUGCAAGUACAUGGCCUGGACCUGUCAGACAACAUGGUGAACAUCGCCAUGGAGAGGGCGAUCUCUGAGAAGCUCCCCUCAGUCCAGUUUGAGGUGGCUGAUGCCACUAAGAGGACGUUCCCAGAAGGUUCUUUUGAUGUGAUCUACAGCAGAGACACAAUUCUGCACAUAGAUGACAAACUGUCCCUCUUCAAACGUUUCCAUUCAUGGUUAAAGCCAGGUGGCCAGUUGCUUAUCAGUGACUACUGCUGCGGGGAGAAGCCCUGGUCGCCAGUGUUCGAGGCCUACGUCAAACAGAGAGGCUACAUUCUCUAUACACCCUCACAGUAUGGCAAGUUCCUUGAAGAAGCCGGUUUCUGUAAUGUUCGGGCAGAAGACCGGACAGCCCAGUUCAUCCAAGUGAUCGAGACAGAGCUGCAGAGAGCUGAGACCAUCAAGAAGGAGUUCACUGAGGAAUUCUCUGAAGAAGACUACUUUGCAAUAGUGAAUGGAUGGAAAGAGAAACUAGGACGUUCCAACAGUGGAGACCAAAGAUGGGGACUCUUCCAUGCAACAAAGGACUGAGUGAUUGUACUAAAAAUAGCAAUAGUAAAUAAAAAAAGAAAAAGA